AUGCGUCUGUCACUCGCUCUGUCUGUUCUGCCUAUGGCACUCUCCGUCUCUGCUCUCAAGGUCACUGAGCCUGAGCAGGGUGCCAUGGUUGACACCUCCGACUCUCUGACUGUCAAGUGGACUUCCGUCAACACCGACGCCUCCAGCGUCAACAUCUACAUCUCCAACAACGCCGUCUACCCUCCCGUCCACAAGAAGGUUGCCUCCGACGUCCAGACCUCCGAGGGCUCCUACACCAUCAAGAGCCUCUCCGACGUCACCAACGGCAAGGGCUACCAGGUUAACCUGGAGUCGACCUCCGAGGAAAACACCGGCAUCCUCGCCCAAUCCAACCAGUUCAACGUGACUGAGUCUGCCUCAAGCUCUUCCUCUUCUACUGGUGCAUCCUCCUCCACCUCCAGUGCUGCCACCUCUGGAACUUCUUCCAGCGCAAGCAGCACUGACUCUUCCUCUGCUGUGUCCACAACUCACACUUCCGCUACAGGAACCUCCACCUCCACCUCUACCAAGUCCGGCUCCACCACCACCGCCACCGACGCUUCCACCACUGCCUCCGGCACCUCCACCGCCUCUGGCAUGACCACCGCUGCGUCAGGCACUGCUAGCGGCACUGCUGCCGCCUCUGCUACCCCCUCCACCGGUGCUGGUGUCGCUCUCGGCGCUGCCCCCGUUGCUGCCGGUAUCUUGGCUGGUGUGCUUGCUCUCGGUCUGUAA
Messenger RNA from Penicillium nucicola, 714 nucleotides. RefSeq names its product GPI anchored serine-threonine rich family protein. Bases 1 to 714 code for a protein of 237 amino acids. The transcript has 3 exons. The record is from RefSeq and is a predicted model, not a curated record. Lineage: Eukaryota; Fungi; Ascomycota; Eurotiomycetes; Eurotiales; Aspergillaceae.